Molecule: messenger RNA, 2248 nt
Organism: Calypte anna (Anna's hummingbird)
Lineage: Eukaryota; Metazoa; Chordata; Aves; Apodiformes; Trochilidae
Gene: GLDN
Product: gliomedin
Exons: 10
Coding region: 1-1563 (520 amino acids)
Biological process (GO): signal transduction
Cellular component (GO): cell surface
Source: RefSeq, a predicted model, not a curated record
AUGGAGGCGUCGGGCGGGCGGUGGAUGCGGUGCCUGCUCGCUGCCCUGGGGCUGCUCUGGGCGCUCAGCGCUGCGGGAACGCUCUUCCUGCUGGGGCAGUGGCGGGAGCUGAGCGCGGCACUCAGGGACCUGGAGGCGGCUCGGCCCGACCCGGCCGAGGGUUCCCGACCGAACUUGAGCGCUCCCGGUCCCGUCCCUGCCGCUCGCAGCAAACGGAGCCGCCGCGGGGAGGGCGCCCGAGGACACGUGCGGGCCGAGACCGAGGAUCUGCUGAUGCUGCUGACCUACUCCGUGGUGCCGGUCCGAGUCAUGGUGGAUUUAUGUAACAGCACAAAAGGGAUAUGCUUAACAGGCCCCCCAGGUCCCCCAGGACCUCCUGGACUUGAUGGGCUGCCUGGCUACAAUGGAUCAGAUGGAGCCCCAGGUAUACCAGGACAAAAAGGAGAACGAGGAGUGAAUGGAAAAAGAGGAAAAAUAGGUUUGCCAGGACCAAAAGGUGAUCAAGGACAGAAAGGAGAACCUGGAGAAAUGGGUUUACCUGGCAAGGAUGGUAUGCCAGGGGGAAAGGGUGCAAGAGGAGCAAAGGGUGAAAAAGGGGAUGCAAACAAUGAUGUGCUAUUAGAAGGUGCAAAAGGUGAACCUGGACCACCAGGGCCCCCUGGACCACCCGGACCCCCAGGGCCUCCAGGAAAACGUAAAGCUAAAGCUCAGCUUCAGGACAACAUUUACAGCAGUAAAUGCACAGGUGAGACAUGUGCUGUACCAAAUGAUGAUACCCUGGCUGGGAAAGCUGAGGACAGAACCUCUGGUCCUUCAAAAAAAGCUGAAUGUGUCAUAACAUCUGUGGGAAGUCCUGUUCCCCUCAUCAGUGUCCCGCAGACAUUUGGAACCUGGAUGCGGGAACCUGCAAAUAUCAGUGAUGAGAGGAUUUGGCUCACCAUGCAUUUUUCAGGAAACUCUGUAAAAGAAUAUGAGAAUUCCAAUGCCUUGCUGAAUGACAGCUACAGGACCAUUAACAUCACAGGCUUCUUUUAUGGAUGUGGUCAUGCAGUACAAAACAACCAUCUGUACUAUCAGAAGGGAGGAACCAAUGUCAUUCUAAGAUUUGGACUUGAUAAAGCAUCAUUGGGCACACUGCUAAUUGAAAAUGCCUUAUAUCAUGGUCGUAACUACCUAUUUUCUAACUCAAAGACGUAUUUCAACAUAGCAGUGGAUGAGAAGGGUCUUUGGAUUAUUUACGCCUCGAGCACUGAUGAAAACAUAAUAGUAGCAGAUAUUGAUGAAGAAACAUUUUCAGUCACUCGGCAUAUCAAUACCACAUAUCCCAAGUCCAAGGCUGGUAAUGCAUUCAUAGCAUGUGGCAUUAUGUAUGUUACUGACACUAAGGAUAUAACAGUAAGUUUUGCUUUUGAUUUAUUGAAAGAGAAGCAGAUUAAUGCCAGGUUUGAGUUACGGUCUUCACAGUCUGUUCUUGCUAUGCUUUCCUACAGCCUAAGAGAUAAGAAUUUGUAUACGUGGGAGAAUGGGAGUUUAAUGGUAUACCCUGUACAUUUUGGCAGAUGAAUAUAUUUUAAAAUGUUAUGUAUGGGAGCCAUGUUUAACUGAACAGAUAGUUUAAAACUAUAUGAUACAAUCCUGGGAGUCUCUCUGCUUGGUAUGAUUUGCUGCUCACUGGUUGUGGUUUGUGAGUGAGCAUGAGAGAUGAGGUGCCUCUGUAUAAACACAUUCCAAUUCCAUACACCAAUCUCAUCUUUUUAAAGAAUUAGCUGUUCAGUAUUGCAGCUGGCACAGUUAGUACAGACUUGCUUUUGUUUUUCCCCUAUUGUUCAGCUGAUCAUUAUAUCUAAUGUACAUUGAUUAUUCCAUGGUCAUGUGUUCAGAGUCUAUUUAGAACUUUCAGUUGCAAUUAUCUUUUCUAAAAUAAUUUUCUAGUCAGGGACUAUGGUCUAACAUAAAUGUCUAAAUAAUGAAUUUUUUUGUACAAAUACACUUUCUGCUGAUCCUGUGAAUGUCUCUUUUGACAAAGAUAUACAGCUGUUAGAAAAAAAACAGGAACAGAAUUAGCUAUUUAAAUAGAAAAAAAAGCAGAUUCAAAUGUGACAAUUCCAGCAAACUGUUACAUAUCUAAAGCAAAAAUUCAGCCUAAGGAAGAGGAGAAUAAUGGCAUAAUUAAAUACUGUAUCUAGAGAACAGGGAAUUGGAAGUAAUGAGGUAUAAAGCUGAAAAAAGAUGUAAAAAUUAUGAUUAA